Orbicella faveolata is the source of this 1094-nucleotide messenger RNA. RefSeq names its product ATPase ASNA1 homolog. Gene Ontology annotation, molecular function: ATP hydrolysis activity; ATP binding. The record is from RefSeq and is a predicted model, not a curated record. Gene Ontology annotation, cellular component: GET complex. Gene Ontology annotation, biological process: tail-anchored membrane protein insertion into ER membrane. Lineage: Eukaryota; Metazoa; Cnidaria; Anthozoa; Scleractinia; Merulinidae.
CAUUCAAGAUGGCGGCCGCCGAUGCCAAAGAGGAGUUUGAACCCCUAGAACCUACAAUUCAAAAUGUCAUUGAUCAGGAAACAUUGCGCUGGAUUUUUGUCGGAGGAAAAGGUGGUGUUGGAAAGACAACAUGCAGUUGCAGUAUUGCCCUCCAACUUGCGAAAACAAGAGAAAGGGUAUUGAUAAUUUCAACAGAUCCUGCCCACAACAUAUCGGAUGCUUUUGUUCAAAAAUUUAGUAAUGUUCCAACAAAAGUGAACGGUUGUGACAAUCUUUUUGCAAUGGAAAUAGAUCCUAAUGUUGGAUUUUCCCACCUUCCUGAAGAUGUUUUUGAUGAGCCAGAUGUAAUGUCUAUGGGUAAAAAUAUGGUAAAGGAACUUUUAGGAGCAUUUCCUGGUAUUGAUGAGGCCAUGAGUUUUGCUGAGGUCAUGAGGUUGGUUAACACAAUGGAUUUUAGUGUUGUAGUAUUUGAUACAGCACCGACUGGGCACACUCUCAGACUGCUUGCCUUUCCGUCGAUCAUUGAGAAAUCUCUGGGGAAAAUUCUGACUCUGAAAAACAGUAUAGGACCUUUUGUUGCACAGUUUGGAGCGAUGCUUGGUAUACAUGAUAUGAAUGCAGAUAACAUGACUAAGAAGUUAGAAGACACAAUGCCUGUUAUUCGGCAAGUCAGUGAACAGUUUAAGAAUCCGGAUCACACAACGUUUGUAUGUGUGUGCAUAGCGGAGUUUUUGUCGCUUUUCGAGACAGAGAGAUUAGUACAAGAACUUGCAAAGGCCGAAAUCGAUACGCAUAACAUAAUUGUGAAUCAACUGGUUUACCCCAGCAAGAAAAAAGGUGAGUACGAGUUGUGCUACGCUUAACAUAUAGAUUCUUCUCAAUAGUUGCUGUAUCGUUCUUUUCUUCAGUAUAAACUUAGAGAAUUUGGAAGUGAAUCACUUGUCUUAGAAUUGACUAACUGAAGAGCUGCGUGUAAAAGCUGUGUUUCGAUAACUCUAUAGUAACACACUUCUAACUAUCGCGAUGUGUGAAAAUAGAAUCACAACAAACGAGUGACGGUCGUCUCUUUGCUCCUCAAUUUUGUAAAGGAAGUG